Molecule: messenger RNA, 368 nt
Organism: Paramuricea clavata
Lineage: Eukaryota; Metazoa; Cnidaria; Anthozoa; Malacalcyonacea; Plexauridae
Source: the annotation of a GenBank genome assembly
AUGUCGGCGAAGAAGCUUUCAUCCAGUAAACAAACACGCAAGAAGGAAAGAAAGCAACUCAAUAUUCCAGCGAAACUGGACGAUGCUCAACAAGCAAUUCAAGACUUGAAAUGCACGAUGGACGAAGAAGCCUCGGUGCUUCUGGAGGAGAGAGCGACGUUCGAAGUUAUGAGAAAGAAGCUAGACAGCGUACAUUUCAAGAAACAUAUCAAGCUUAAUGUUGGUGGUCAGAUAUUUAAGACAUCGAUUGAAACUUUGUUAAAAGAUCCUGACUCGAUGUUGGCCGCCAUGUUUUCUGAGAGAUUUGAUGUGAAGCCUGAUGAAGAAGAUGGUGCAUAUUUUGUUGACAGAGAUGGAACACAUUUCAG